AUGCUCGCGUCCAACGCGAGCCUGAGCGGCUGCGCGGACUUCAACGUCUCCCUGCCCGGGGACGGGCAGCCAGUGGGCGGCUCUCCGCGCUCCACCCUCACUCCGACGGGGAACGUCGUGGUGGCCGUGUGCUUGGGCUUCAUCGGCACUUUGGGACUUGUCAACAACUUGCUGGUGCUGGUGCUCUUCUUCCGCUUCAAGAUGCUGCGCUCGCCCAUCAACCUGCUCCUGGUCAACAUUUCCGUCAGCGACCUGCUGGUGUGCGUGCUGGGCACGCCGUUCAGCUUCGCCGCCAGCACGCAGGGACGCUGGCUGAUCGGAGACCGGGGCUGCGUGUGGUACGGCUUCGCCAACUCCCUCUUUGGUAUCGUGUCCCUGAUCUCUCUGGCCGUCCUCUCCUACGAGCGCUACUGCACCAUGAUGACCCCCACCGAGGCAGACUCCUCCAACUACUGUAAGAUCUCCUUGGGCAUCACCCUCUCCUGGGUCUACUCCCUCAUCUGGACCCUGCCUCCACUCUUCGGCUGGAGCCGUUACGGCCCAGAGGGGCCCGGGACCACCUGCUCCGUGGACUGGAAGGCCAAGACGGCGAAUAACGUCUCCUACAUCAUAUGUCUCUUUGUCUUCUGCCUCAUCGUGCCGCUGCUGGUGAUCGUGUUCUGCUACGGGAAGCUGCUGUGUGCCAUCAGACAGGUGAGCGGGAUCAACGCGUCGAUGAGCAGGAGACGGGAGCAGCGUGUCUUGUUCAUGGUGGUGAUCAUGGUCGUCUGCUACCUGAUGUGCUGGCUGCCUUACGGCGUCAUGGCGCUGCUGGCCACCUUCGGCUCCCCCGGCACGGUCACGCCCGAAGCCAGCAUCAUCCCCUCGGUCCUGGCCAAGACCAGUACGGUCAUCAACCCGGUCAUCUACGUCUUCAUGAACAAACAGUUCUACAGGUGUUUCCAAGCCCUAUUCAAUUGUGAGGCUCCUCUACGAGGCUCCAGUUUCAGGAGCUCCUCCAAGGUCGCUACCAAAGUGAUAAGGGGCGGCGCAUUGACUGGUCCUCGUCGUACCAACGACUUUUUAUUCAUGGUGGCCUCCCUGGGUCCGCCGGCCACUGCGGUGCCCCAACUGGACCCUACUUGUGAACCCUCCCUCGAUAUCACCAAAGCCCCUUCUUCGGACAUCAACAAACCCGUUGUACUGUCACUGGUGGCCCACUUCGAUGGCUGAUCGUUGGCUACAACCGUGGUUACGGCAUGAAAUCCUCUCACUCCCAGCCUUGAGGCAUUAAGGAGUGGCGUUUUUUUCUGGGUUUGGCACCGGUGAAGAGCUGUGGUCUGCUAAUCCAGACCAUUCAAAUGCGGUCGUUAGAUCAACUUUGCAUGUCCACGCCAGAGUGGUGCCAGAGUCAACCACUGGUCCUGAUUUCUAGGUUGCUCUGCAGUCAAGAUGUGGACAUCUCUAGAAACGAUUAAGAGUGGAGCACAUCGAGAAGAUACUUCUAGAACUGUGGAAAUAAAAGAAUUCGAUCUGUUUUGGGUCAAACAAAUGUUUGGUAAGAACUUUAAAAGAAUGUUCGAAGGGAAAUGGACGGACGAGAGAUAUUACCUAGUUUUGUACGUUAUUGUACUGUUGUAUACAAUGACUGAGAAUGUAACACUCACGAUUUUUCCAUCCUUCUCCUCCCUGACUAGAAAUUGUCGUACCAAUUACUUUUUAGUCAUGGUGGCCUCCCUGGGUCCGUUUGCCGCUGCGGUGCCCCAACUGGACCCUACUUGUGAACCCACCCUCGAUAUCACCAAAGCCUCUUCUUUGGACAUCAACAAACCCGUUGUACUGUCACUAGUGGCCCACUUCGAUGGCUGAUCGUUGGCUCCAACCGUGAUUACGGCAUGAAAUCCUCUCACUCCCAGCUUUAAGGCAUUAAGGAGUGGCGUUUUUUCUGGGUUUGGCACCGGUGAAGAGCUGUGGUCUGCUAGUCCAGACCGUUCAAAUGCGGAUCAACUUUGUCCGCCCACACCAGAGUGGUGCCAGAGUCAACCACUGGUCCUGAUUUCUAGAUUGCUCUGCAGUCAAGAUGGGGACAUCUCUAGAAACGAGUCAGAGUGGAGCACAUCGAGAAGAUACUUCUAGAACUGUGAUAAUAAAAGAAUUCGAUUGGUUUUGUGUCAAACAAACGUUUGGUCAGAACUUUAAAAGAAUGUUCAAAGGGAAAUGGACAGACGAGAGAUAUUACCUAGUUUUAUACGUUAUUGUACUGUUGAAAACAAGGACUGAGAAUGUAACACUCACGAUUGUUCAACCCUUCUCCUCCCUGACUAGAAAUUGUCGUACCAAUUACUUUUUAUUCAUGGUGGCCUCCCUGGGUCCGCCGGCCACUGCGGUGCCCCAACUGGACCCUACUUGUGAACCCACCCUCGAUAUCACCAAAGCCCCUUCUUAGGACAUCAGUAAACCCAGUGUACUGUCACUAGUAGCCCACUUCGAUGGCUGGCUACGACCGUGGUUACGGCAUGAAACCUCUCACUCCCAGCUUUAAGGCAUUAAGGAGUGGCGUUUUUUUCUGGGUUUGGCACCGGUGAAGAGCUGUGGUCUGCUAGUCCAGACUGUUCAAAUGCGGAUCAACUUUGCCCGUCCACACCAGAGUGGUGCCAGAGUCAACCACUGGUCCUGAUUUCUAGGUUGCUCUGCAGUCAAGAUGUGGACAUCUCUAGAAACGAUUAAGAGUGGAGCACAUCGAGAAAAGACUUCUAGAACUGUGGAAAUAAAAGAAUUCGAUCGGUUUUGGGUCAAACAAAUGUUUGGUAAGAACUUUAAAAGAAUGUUCGAAGGGAAAUGGACGGACGAGAGAUAUUACCUAGUUUUAUACGUUAUUGUACUGUUGAAUACAAUGACUGAGAAUGUAACACUCACGAUUGUUCAACCCUUCUCCUCCCUGACUAGAAAUUGUCGUACCAAUGACUUUUUAUUCAUGGUGGCCUCCCUGCGUCAUUGCGGUGCCCCAACUGGACCCUACUUGUGAACCCACCCUCGAUAUCACCAAAGCCCCUUCUUCGAACAUCAGUAAACCCGUUGUACUGUCACUAGUGGCCCACUUCGAUGGCUGGCUACGACCGUAGUUACGGUGUGAAACCUCUCACUCCCAGCCUUAAGGCAUUAAGAAGUGGUGUUUUUUCUGGGUUUGGCACCGGUGAAGAGCUGUGGUCUGCUAAUCCAGACCGUUCAAAUGCGGUCGUUAGAUCAAUUUUGCCCGUCCACGCCAGAGUGGUGCCAGAGUCAACCACUGGUCCUGAUUUCUAGGUUGCUCUGCAGACAAGAUUGUGGACAUCUCUAGAAACGAGUAAGAGUGGAGCACACCGAGAAGAUACUUUUAGAACCGUGGAAAUAAAAGAAUUCGAUCGGUUUUGUGUCAAACAAAUGUUUGGUGAGAACUUUAAAAGAAUGUUCGAAGGGAAAUGGACGGACGAGAGAUAUUACCUAGUUUUGUAUGUUAUUGUACUGUUCAAUACAAUGACUGAGAAUGUAACACUCACGAUUGUUCAACCCUUCUCCUCCCUGACUAGAAAUUGUCGUACCAAUGACUUUUUAUUCAUGGUGGCCUCCCUGGGUCCGCCGGCCACUGCGGUGCCCCAACUGGACCCUACUUGUGAACCCACCCUCGAUAUCACCAAAGCCCCUUCUUCGGACAUCAGUAAACCCCUUGUACUGUCACUAGUGGCCCACUUCGAUGGCUGGCUACGACCGUAGUUACGGCAUGAAAUCCUCUCACUCCCAGCUUUAAGGCAUUAAGGAGUGGCGUUUUUUCUGGGUUUGGCACCGGUGAAGAGCUGUGGUCUGCUAGUCCAGACCGUUCAAAUGCGGAUCAACUUUGCCCGUCCACACCAGAGUGGUGCCAGAGUCAACCACUGGUCCUGAUUUCUAGGUUGCUCUGCAGUCAAGAUGUGGACAUCUCUAGAAACGAUUAAGAGUGGAGCACAUCGAGAAAAUACUUCUAGAACUGUGGAAAUAAAAGAAUUCGAUCGGUUUUGUGUCAAACAAAUGUUUGGUAAGAACUUUAAAAGAAUGUUCGAAGGGAAAUGGACGGACGAGAGAUAUUACCUAGUUUUGUACGUUAUUGUACUGUUGUAUACAAUGACUGAGAAUGUAACACUCACGAUUUUUCCAUCCUUCUCCUCCCUGACUAGAAAUUGUCGUACCAAUUACUUUUUAGUCAUGGUGGCCUCCCUGGGUCCGUUUGCCGCUGCGGUGCCCCAACUGGACCCUACUUGUGAACCCACCCUCGAUAUCACCAAAGCCCCUUCUUUGGACAUCAACAAACCCGUUGUACUGUCACUAGUGGCCCACUUCGAUGGCUGAUCGUUGGCUACGACCGUGGUUACGGCAUGAAAUCCUCUCACUCCCAGCUUUAAGGCAUUAAGGAGUGGCGUUUUUUCUGGGUUUGGCACCAGUGAAGAGCUGUGGUCUGCUAGUCCAGACCGUUCAAAUGCGGAUCAACUUUGUCCGUCCACACCAGAGUGGUGCCAGAGUCAACCACUGGUCCUGAUUUCUAGAUUGCUCUGCAGUCAAGAUUGUGGACAUCUCUUGAAACGAGUAAGAGUGGAGCACAUCGAGAAGAUACUUUUAGAACUGUGGAAAUAAAAGAAUUCGAUCGGUUUUGUGUCAAACAAAUGUUUGGUAAGAACUUUAAAAGAAUGUUCGAAGGGAAAUGGACGGACGAGAGAUAUUACCUAGUUUUGUACGUUAUUGUACUGUUGAAUACAAUGACUGAGAAUGUAACACUCACGAUUGUUCGAUCCUUCUCCUCCCUGACCAGAAAUUGUCAUACCAACGACUUUUUAUUCAUGGUGGCCUCCCUGAGUCUGCCGGCUACCGCAGUGCCCCAACUGGACCCUACUUGUGAACCCACCCUCGAUAUCACCAAAGCCCCUUUCUUUGGACAUCAACAAACCCGUUGUACUGUCACUAGUGGCCCACUUCGAUGGCUGAUCGUUGGCUACGACCGUGGUUACGGCAUGAAAUCCUCUCACUCUCAGCUUUAAGGCAUUAAGGAGUGGCGUUUUUUCUGGGUUUGGCACCAGUGAAGAGCUGUGGUCUGCUAGUCCAGACCGUUCAAAUGCGGAUCAACUUUGCCCGUCCACACCAGAGUGGUGCCAGAGUCAACCAUUGGUCUUGAUUUCUAGGUUGCUCUGCAGUCAAGAUGUGGACAUCUCUAGAAGAUACUUCUAGAACUGUGGAAAUAAAAGAAUUCGAUCGGUUUUGUGUCAAACAAAUGUUUGGUAAGAACUUUAAAAGAAUGUUCGAAGGGAAAUGGACGGACGAGAGAUAUUACCUAGUUUUAUACGUUAUUGUACUGUUGAAUACAAUGACUGAGAAUGUAACACUCACGAUUGUUCGAUCCUUUUCCUCCCUGACUAGAAAUUGUCUUGAAUUGAUCACUUGACACUUUAAAAUUCGUAAAAUGAUUACAGGGGUUUGUUGUGCAUGUAGCACUGCUGGCAUGUGAUCGGUAUUCAAAGGUUAGUGAGUUAAAGAUGCAUGGUGAAGAGUUACUGUAUAGUUUCGUCAAUGGUGUGCAUGUGCACUGUAUGACUACAGCUUCCCUAGUUCGGUUGGUUGAAUGAAUUCCAAAAGGAGAAUUGUGUCCCGCUCCCCCUAUAAAGACAAGAAUCCCCUUUUUGGAGUGGUCUUGACAUAGUUACUGCAUGUACAUGGAAUGUAAACAUGCAAAAAAUGUUUCUGGUCAAACCCAAACCUCAGGGUCUCUUCUUUAUAAACCGUUGUGUGACCAAGUCGUCCAUGGAAGUGUUGCCCAUGAGCACGUGGGCAGGUUCCACAUGCUUCCAAACAACAUGUUUACAACCGUCUUUUAAUAUUUGGUAACAACGUCAUAGAACUUGUCUGUACUCUACAAAAAUCUGACCGUCCGGAUUCUUUGAACCAUUCAGAUUGUCCCGAAGGACAAAUAACUGUGAAGUUCUGGAAACGCCGAACAUCGGUAUUGUGUCGCCUGUAAAUGUUCAAGCUGUCAGUGUUGUGGCAAUCAAGCUACUGCUAAAAACAUCGGUCAUUCAUUCCAAAAACCAGUUCUGUUGUGUUUUCAGGAUUACUCUCCUGGUUUCUCUCUGCUUUGAAGAUCCUGUACCAUACCAAUGUAAAAGUUCAUAUGUUGAUACCAAAGCGAUUGAAAUGUGGAUAUUUUUUGAGAAUUGAUGUCUUAAUAAAGGUUUUUA
Messenger RNA from Nerophis lumbriciformis (worm pipefish), 6212 nucleotides. Its product is annotated as vertebrate ancient opsin-like. The record is from RefSeq and is a predicted model, not a curated record. Lineage: Eukaryota; Metazoa; Chordata; Actinopteri; Syngnathiformes; Syngnathidae. Gene Ontology annotation, biological process: visual perception; G protein-coupled receptor signaling pathway. Gene Ontology annotation, molecular function: G protein-coupled receptor activity. Gene Ontology annotation, cellular component: membrane.